Molecule: messenger RNA, 1962 nt
Organism: Telopea speciosissima
Lineage: Eukaryota; Viridiplantae; Streptophyta; Magnoliopsida; Proteales; Proteaceae
Product: tRNA nucleotidyltransferase cca2
Exons: 15
Coding region: 23-1753 (576 amino acids)
Biological process (GO): tRNA 3'-terminal CCA addition
Molecular function (GO): ATP:3'-cytidine-cytidine-tRNA adenylyltransferase activity; RNA binding
Source: RefSeq, a predicted model, not a curated record
GCUUGUCCUUGCAGCUUAAAAUAUGGAAGUUGCCUUGAACUGUCACCGCCUUCUCGUAUGCCAAAAGCAUUUUCUUAUUAGACUUCCGCCCUUCAAACUUCCCUCUCUACGCAAAAUCAAAUCUCUUGUCUUUCAUUCGCAACAAAACGUUAGACCUCUCAGGGGUUUUAGUUGCAGAACCAUGGCCUCUUCUGGUACCACUCCUUGCAUUCAAGUGAAGGAUAAGAUUGAUCUCAACGAUAAAGAGAAGGAGAUUUUCGACCGAUUACUCCAAGUGCUUCGGCAUUUCAAUCUUCAGACUCAGCUCCGUGUUGCCGGCGGUUGGGUUCGGGAUAAGCUUCUUGGAAAAGAAUGCUAUGAUAUUGAUAUUGCUUUGGAUGACAUGUUGGGCCGUGAGUUCUGUGAAAAAGUCAAUGAGUAUUUGUCUCACAAAGGGGAAGAAAAGCAAGGAAUUGGUGUCAUCCAGUGCAAUCCUGACCAAUCCAAACACUUGGAAACAGCGAGAAUGCACCUUUUUGAUGUAUGGAUUGAUUUUGUAAACCUGAGAUCUGAACACUAUAGUGAGAACAGCCGCAUUCCUACAAUGGAAUUUGGCACUGCAAAAGAGGAUGCUUACCGAAGGGAUUUAACUAUCAACAGUUUGUUCUACAAUAUCAACACAAGUUCAGUUGAAGACUUUACAGAAAGAGGUUUAACAGAUUUAAAAUAUGGAAGGAUAGUGACUCCUUUACCUCCUUUGGAAACUUUUUUGGACGAUCCACUCCGUGUUCUCCGAGCUAUUCGUUUUGGUGCAAGGUUUGGAUUUGUGCUAGAUGAGAAGUUAAAGGAAGCUGCAGCCAGCGAUAAAGUGAAAACUGCUAUUGCAGAUAAAAUCAGCAAAGAGCGCAUUGGUCAUGAAAUCGAUCUCAUGAUCUCAGGAAAUCAGCCACUUAAGGCGAUGAACUAUAUUUGUGAUUUGCAGUUAUUUUGGGUUAUCUUCAGUCUUCCUGAUAAAUAUACGCCUGCAUUGUUAGAAGGAUGUGACAGGCUUUGCAUUGCUUUCAUGGAUGCUGGAUGGAACCUGUUGCAAGAAAUUGGGUUUUCAACCUUUAAUGAUGAAGAGAGAAGGCUUUACUUUUAUGGGCUGUUGUUUCUUCCUCUAAGAAAGACUGAUUAUGAUAUCAAAGCCAAGAAGUUUCCCAUUGUCAACCAUAUUUUCCGGAAUUCUCUCAAGCUUAAAGCCAAUGAUGCAGAGAUGGUUGUGAACUUACACAAAGCAUCAGAAAGAUUUAUAUCAUUGAUUCAUUGCGUAGAGUCUAAUGAGGACAUCAAGCUUGCUAAAGGUUAUUUAGGACGAGAAACUCUUGAUGUACCUGUGGAUUCAAGAAAGCGAAUUCUAGCAGGGUUACUUCUAAGGGAUAUUAAAAGUUUUUGGCAAGUUGCCUUGAUGAUGUCGACAUUGAUAUACCCUAGUGACCAUGAUCAAAUCGAAGAUUUCUCAGGAAGGCACUUUGAAUUGGACAAGAGAAAAGAAUUGUUCCGUGGUGUUGAAAAUUUGAUUAUUGAACUAGGACUUGAAAAUGUAUGGGAAAUGAAACCAUUAGUGAAUGGGAAAGAUAUAAUGAACAUUUUACAGAUGAAGUCUGGAGGACCCCAAGUUAAGGAAUGGCAACAAAGAUUGCUCGAAUGGCAGCUUGCUCACCCAUCUGGGACUGCAGAGGAAUGCCAUGAUUGGUUGAGGGAGACUUAUUCCAAACGUGCAAAGCUGGGAUGACUAUUGAACUUGAGUGCUCUCAUUUUGCUUAUUCCAAUUUCUAUAUCCAAGGGUAUGCCUUUGUUACAUGAAGCAGGAUUGUACAAAGUAGAAGCAGCAACCUCCUCGAAUGUUCUCACAUCAAUUUUGUGCAGAAAACUUGCUUCUCCUGAAAUGUUUUUAGAUUACCAUGCCUCUGUAAUCCGCGGGAUAUGUAGCUCCCUUGAAUU